UCAGAAACGUCCGUCUCGAAUCGGGCGGUAGCGAUCCCGACUACAUCUUUGUUUCCGCGGUCAUUCUCGGGAGGAGAGGGCGGAGUGUCUGACUCCGUAGCUUGGUUUCCUCUCUCUCUCUCCUCGUCUCGUUCUUGGACCUCGAAACCCUAGCGAUCGCCGAUACCAACAAUGGCCUCAGAUGUUUCCAUCCCAGUUCCUUCAGAAUUUGGCACAUUCUCUCGUCUGAGGACCAUGCAAUUUGUUGGAACAGAGAGACCUUGGCUAAAUCUAUAUGGGAAUAGGAUCCGACCUGUUGCUCCCUUUGGAAGUGUUAGCAGUACACCUUUCACUGAUCCUUCUCUGAUACAUCGAUGUUUGCCAGAUGAGUUGCUCUUGGAGGUUUUCUCAAGAAUGAAUCCCUACACUUUAGGGAGGGCGGCCUGCGUUUGUCGCAAAUGGAGGUACGCUAUUCGGAAUCCCAACUUGUGGCGCAAUGCAUGCCUGAAAAUUUGGCAGGCUUCUGGAGUGGAGACAAACUACAGAAUUGUCCAUUCUCUCUAUGAUGGUUCUUGGAGGAAAAUGUGGGUCUGGAGACCAAGGAUUCGAAAUGAUGGUCUCUACGUUAGCCGGAAUACCUACAUUCGUACAGGGGUUGCAGAGUGGAAAGUUACAAAUCCUGUCCAUGUGGUUUGUUACUACCGUUACUUGAGAUUUUAUCCAAGUGGGAAGUUCCUCUACAAGAUCUCUUCACAAAAAGUUAAAGACGUGGUUAAAUGCAUGAAUCGUGCAUCUAAAGCUGACUGUGUCUUCAAAGGUGACUAUAUCUUAACUGAAGAUCAGGUAGAAACUGCUCUCUUAUACCCAGGCUUGCGUUAUACUUUGCUGAGAAUGCGACUUAGGCUCAGAGGUACAACUCUAGGGGCAAACAAUCGGCUAGAUGUCUUGAAGCUUGUUACAACUGGUGUAAAUGAAAGUGAAGUAAGAAACCACGGAGAUGACAUGCUUGGAAUCGUGGAAGGUUGGGAAGAGGAUGAGACACAUGAUCCAGAUGUGCCUGCUAUAUCCCACGGAAGGGGUUUGACACCGUUUGUGUUUGUUUCAUUUGAAGAGGCUGAAACGUCGGUGUUGAAUCUUCCUGUGGACAAGAUGGAUUACUUCGUACCUGGCUAGCAUUCAGAUACUGCUAUGUGCAUACUACUACUACAUAUUGCCUUUUGCUAUUCAUCAUUUGUGGUUUCCAUGUUGUUGGUCCUUUUUGUUUGUAAGUCAGCCUCUACUCCAUAACAUCGGAUUACUAUUUCCUUGGAUUGAUUAGGCUGCUUUUAACUUUGGGUGAUGGACUUUUGUUGGAGACAGUAAUAUGAUGAAUAGAAAUAUGUUGUAAAUAGGUUGUGGUCACAACUA
Musa acuminata subsp. malaccensis (wild Malaysian banana) is the source of this 1386-nucleotide messenger RNA. Its product is annotated as F-box protein 7. The record is from RefSeq and is a predicted model, not a curated record. Gene Ontology annotation, molecular function: protein binding. Lineage: Eukaryota; Viridiplantae; Streptophyta; Magnoliopsida; Zingiberales; Musaceae. Gene Ontology annotation, cellular component: SCF ubiquitin ligase complex; cytoplasm. Gene Ontology annotation, biological process: SCF-dependent proteasomal ubiquitin-dependent protein catabolic process.